Thalassophryne amazonica is the source of this 2268-nucleotide messenger RNA. It is a transcript of the gene panx3, whose product is annotated as pannexin 3. Gene Ontology annotation, molecular function: channel activity. The transcript has 5 exons. The coding region runs from base 315 to 1667 and encodes 450 amino acids. The record is from RefSeq and is a predicted model, not a curated record. Gene Ontology annotation, biological process: monoatomic cation transport; positive regulation of interleukin-1 production. NCBI's taxonomy places the organism in Eukaryota, Metazoa, Chordata, Actinopteri, Batrachoidiformes, Batrachoididae.
AUAGAGGCAGGAAAAGCCACGAGUGAUGGUUAACGUGUUUGAAGCUGGCCGCAGCCAUCGUACUUCACAUCUUGGACAAACUCAGAAAUAAACGAGCUGGUGUUCAGUCCUGGAGGCCUGCUGCUACUCGGUGCCAGGUGGGCGUCUACACGAGCCCAGAUGUCCUCUCUGUAAUUAGUGGCAGACCCAGCUCGGUCGGGUCCAGCCCAGAUCCAACCUCUCAUUUACAGAGGACCUCCCUGGAUACUUAAGCAGCUUUACAACACGGAGCAGACCUUCUGGGAAACUGUCUUAUCGCUGGGUAGGUGUUCAAAAUGUCCAUCGCCAAGGCGGCGGCCAAGGCCAUGCUAUCUGAUGCCCUGCUGCAGGAUGGCCCCGGAAUAAACCGGAUCAGCCACCUGGAGCUGGAGCUUCCUCUGGACAAGGUCAUCAAGUACGUGUCGGUCGGCCUACCAUUGCUGCUGAUCUGCAUGGCCUUCGCCCGUGAGAUCUCUCUGGGACCUCAGAUCAGCUGCUUCCCUCCCAGUAACUUCACGGUGAAGCAGGCAAGCUACGUGGACAUGUACUGCUGGGACUCCCUCAUGCACCACGAGUUCGACAGGAAUGGAAACUUCGAGGAGCGCUCCCUCUGGGUGCACAAAAUGUUCCCGUACUCUCUGCUUGCCAUGGCAGUGCUGAUGUACCUGCCAGCGCUCAUUUGGCGCCAGCUGGUGACACCUACGCUGGGCUCUGACCUGCUCUUUAUAAUCGAUGAGUUAGACAAGUCAUACAACCGCUCGGUGCGACUGGCGCAGAACAUUCUGGAUAUGCGUCAAAACACUAAAAACCCACUGACUUUUCAGGCUGAGCUUGAGAGAGCCAAGAAGAAGCGGUACUUUGAGUACCCCCUGCUGGAGAGAUACAUGCAGUGCAAACAAAAUUCCUACUUCUUUGUUAGCAUGCUUUUCCUGCGCGGCUUCCUUCUGCUGACCUUCAUGACGGCUGCCUGCCUGUACCUGGCCUACUUCCACCUGUCCGCCUUCCUUCAGGAUGAGUUCAGCUGCUUCGUGCGGACAGGCAUGCUCCGGGACCAGAACUGGGUGCCUGAGCUGGUUCAGUGUAAAAUGAUUGGCCAGCUGGUCUUCCAGGUGAUAAGUGUAGCUAACGGCGCUAUCUACGUCCUGUUGGGUCCGAUCGUCCUCUUCAGCCUAAUCCGGCUCUUUGUCUGGGACACCACCUUCCUCUCUGUCUACGAGGUCCUUCCAGCAUUGGACGUCAUUAACCGCCGCAAGCUAACCUGCCCUUUGAAUGACCUUAACGUGCUCCUGCUCUUCUUACGUGCCAACGUAGCCCAUCUGAAAUCCUUCGGGAAGGUGAGGGCGUUGUGCUCACUGGCACCACCGCAGGUGGGCAGCAGCACUCCCGGGCAGGGGUUGAGCGCUAUGCUAUCCCAAGAAGAGAUUCAAGAACGUGAAGAGGCUGCGAUGGAGCUGGCGGAGGAGUUAGCGGAGGCCAAAGAGGAAGGGAAGCUCAACCUGGUGGAUAUCAUGACAAUCCUUGGAGCGGCUCAGGGGAAAGUGGUCAACUGCAGUGAGCAGAGACCUCUGGUGGAGGAGAGUUUGAAUCUUGAGCCAAACCACCAGGGGUACCAUGAGUUGAAGGAGACUGCACCUUUUAGUCAUUUCUAGGCCUCCUAUGGACUGAUUCAGGGCCAUAACUUUGCGGGUUUGGGACACGCUACGGUAGAUUUUACUGUACACACAAAGACUGAGGACACCAAGAGUUUCUGUGAUUCAAAGAUUAAAAAAGCCUCUUUUAGAAUUACAGGUUGUCACUGUGGAUAUAUUUGAUAUUCAGCUGAUUGUGUGUGUAUGUGUUUGUGGGUAUUCAUUGUUGCUGUUUGUUCUUUUGAUAAGUCGAUGUUUUGACUUUGUCAAAAUCACGGUUCAACUCAGGCUAAAGUCUAAAUGUAAGAAAACAUACCAAAAAUAACAGGAAUUGUGCAUUUCUCAGAAGCAGAGCUAUAAUCAGUUCUGAAAGUACAUAUGUUUGAGCUGAAAAGCAUUGCCACCGGUAACUAUGGAUACCGGCAGUCAUUUUGGGCGGCUGACAUUUCAUGAAGCUUUCUGAGAGUUGUAAUUACUGUUACUUGCUUUUUUUAACUUCCUGCUACCGUUUUUUUCCCUCUUUAAUAAUUAGAUUAUACUGUGUUUUACUUGUAUUUUACUGUAAACUGUAUUUUCAUUGUGAUCAGAAUUAAAUCCAAUAAAAUUAUUACUGUCAUUAGUA